GUUAAGAUCAUCUCCGUCACUUAAAGGAUGGAGGUUAUCAGACAGUGAGGCUAAACCCAAAUCAAAUUUGGGGUUAUUUUGAUUUGACCGCUUCUGCUAGACCUUACGAAUUGUCGAGGUGACGCACCAAUAGCUUUACAACAGUUUGACCUUCAAUUGCUCAGUAACCUCCACGAUGGACGAUGCCACUGAAUCAUUGACAUUUCAGUGCACUGAUUGAUUAAACUAAGUAGUCGUCAUUCAAUUUAUUCUUGUGGACAAAAACGCUUAAAACGUAAACCACUACUUAUAAUGGUUAUGAAGCAACGUUUAAAACUUGAUCCGAAAGUAAGUUUGUGAUUCAUCUAUUACAACGAAUAAUAUAAGCUGUUUUUAGCUAAAAUAAAGGGAAAUCGUAGAAAAAUUUUUAGUAUGGUGGAGAAAUUAGCGGAACACUCCGUUUUAUUCAAACAACAUGCCAAAGAAUUUUCCAACAUAGCAAAAAAUCUUAUCUCUGCUAUGAAAUCUACAGAUGAUCAUACAGUUUAUCUAAAUUCCAUAGUGGAAACAGAACUCAUUAUUUUCUCGUUGAAUGUCAUGUUAAAAUCAUCAGGAGCUCGUCAUAUUUUAGUUGAAAAGGAAUUGUUUGCCUUAUUGAGUGAAUUAGAUCAAUCACUUAACAGUAUUUCACCUCCAUUUAAUGAUGCAACUUUGAGAGAACUGUCAAUACAGCACCAAAAUCGAGACCAGCAUAAUUCGAUUGAACAAGAUCCGGGUCCAGUGAGAAUUUCAAAUGACAAUAAUGAUAUUAAAUCAAGUGUAACUAAUCCUAAUGAAGAAAAUUGUCAAAUACUAUCUUGUGUUAAUAAUAAUAAUGUUAUUAAAGCUGAUUGCGGCUCCUCUACUGAGCGGCCAAAACGCAAAUCUUUAAAACGUGUGAGAAAGCUUAGUAGUAAUGAUGAGGAGUGUUUAACUUGUAAAUAAAUCAGUUUUUACAUGAUC
Molecule: messenger RNA, 981 nt
Organism: Schistosoma bovis
Lineage: Eukaryota; Metazoa; Platyhelminthes; Trematoda; Strigeidida; Schistosomatidae
Source: the annotation of a GenBank genome assembly